Messenger RNA from Botrytis porri, 1293 nucleotides. RefSeq lists its product as uncharacterized. NCBI's taxonomy places the organism in Eukaryota, Fungi, Ascomycota, Leotiomycetes, Helotiales, Sclerotiniaceae. The transcript has a single exon. The coding region runs from base 1 to 1293 and encodes 430 amino acids. The record is from RefSeq and is a predicted model, not a curated record.
AUGUCAUCUACCCCCUCUCAUAAAUCCAAUGAUACUUCAUUCCCGGAUCCCAACAUCCCUCGCUCGUCUGAAGAUACCGACAUGCAAACUGUUCCCGAAAUCACCAUACACAAUCCUGCCGGAGAUGAAAUCCCCUCUGAUUCCCCAGCUCCAUUUGUCCGGCGUCAAAUACCAUUAUUUCUUCAGCCGAAAACCAUUGAGCGAACUGAAGAUCCAGAUUUGGUUGAAACCCAAUCGGUCCGAGUAACGGAUACUACAGUUACUUCUACAGAUUCAUCUACUCUGCCUAGUUCUUCACAACAACGACAGCGUCCACGCAGCAAUGCUUUACACUUUUCUGGGGAGGAAUUCGGUAUAUCACCUGAUGGUACCUUGGAUCUUCGUCUCCCCACGCUAGAUGAGCAAGUACGCGCAGUCGUAUUCCCAGAAAUGGAUAUCCGAUCACCUGAUAGAGCCAUGGGAACUCACCUCCCCAGAACAGCUGAGGAGGUACGCACGAUCUCAACCGCGGGACUCGAUAUCAGCAGCAGAGUUCGAGAAUUCCAACGAGCUCGACGACUCCGGCAUCUGGAUCAAUCUCGUAGACAGCAUAUCACCAGACGACAUCGUCGUGCGCGAAGACACGCCAUGGAUGUAGUACCGGGUCGUCCAGUCUCUUCUAUUCUCACUCGUCCCUCUUCCAACACAUCACGCCCAAUGACACACCGUGGAAGUACAAAUAAUGUUGAUGUUGAUGAUGAAGCAGUGAAUAUGGAUCCACCUCUCCCCGAUCCAGCGAUGAAUCUGGAUACAUUUACCGCGAGAAGAAAUAUUCGUAGUCGGAGCGCAUUAUCGAAUGUGAUGUCUACAAGCGAUCUGGAAGAUGUAGAUGAAGAUGAAGAAUAUAAAAACCGUGGGAAUACCGGUUUGAGUUGUGAUUUUGUAACACUUCCUGAACGUCUGCAAGCAAGAGGUUAUGGCAAGCCUACAGUUCAAAGGAGAAGUGCACGUCGCACUUUCACUACACCGGUAAAUUCAGAGUCGCCUGAUGUUGUGUCUACAUCACCAUCUACAUCUAUAUCUAGACUGAGUACUACGAAAGAACAACAAAAUAAAUCUCAAGCAACAGGGACUGGAACCGGAAACACGACAGUGAGUUCUCGCAAGCUAUCUCAGAAUGCAACAGUGAGAUUGUGGGUAGCGAUGUAUCGAACUAACGAUAUGAAGCAGCAGGAUCUGGAGAGGAUGAGGGCAGAGGGUGUAGAUGAUAUACCGAUUUCGAAAUUAUCGAUAACGGGACCGUCGCGGAAAUAG